Messenger RNA from Lachancea lanzarotensis, 873 nucleotides. It is a transcript of the gene SPS19, whose product is annotated as LALA0S12e03114g1_1. The coding region runs from base 1 to 873 and encodes 290 amino acids. The record is from RefSeq and is a predicted model, not a curated record. Gene Ontology annotation, biological process: fatty acid catabolic process. Lineage: Eukaryota; Fungi; Ascomycota; Saccharomycetes; Saccharomycetales; Saccharomycetaceae. The transcript has a single exon. Gene Ontology annotation, molecular function: 2,4-dienoyl-CoA reductase (NADPH) activity.
AUGCCCAACACAUUGGAUAACUCAUACAUAGCCAAUGGACCAUGGAAACCGGCCAUCUUCGAGGGCAAAGUUGCGUUUGUAACGGGUGGAGCCGGCACAAUUUGUCGCGUUCAGACUGAAGCACUUAUCUUACUCGGUUGCAAAGCAGUUAUUGUCGGUCGCAACAAGGAAAAAACACAGUUGGCUGCCAAAGAGAUGUCGAUACUGUCUCAAGUUCCUGACUCGGUUUUACCAAUUUACGGAGUUGACGUUCGUGAAUUUGAUCAACUGGAACGCGCAGUUGCUCUAACUGUGGAGAAAUUUGGAAGAAUCGAUUUUGUUAUUGCAGGCGCCGCUGGAAAUUUCAUAGCACCCUUCGAACAAUUGUCUGCUAACGCGUUCAAGUCCGUGGUCUCGAUUGACUUAUUGGGAAGCUUCAACACAGCCAAAGCUUGUCUCCCGUACCUCAAACUCAGCAAGGGCUCGAUUCUAUUCGUUUCUGCCACUUUUCACUACUAUGGCGUGCCAUUUCAAAGUCAUGUUGGUGCUGCCAAAGCGGGAAUUGACGCUCUUUCUAACGCACUUGCCGUCGAGCUCGGAAUUUCAGGAAUACGCAGCAACUGUAUAGCGCCGGGUGCAAUCGAAGGUACGGAAGGUAUUUCAAGGCUUUCUGGAGCAGUCUCGAAGGACCAAAUGUGCUCCAAGAUUCCGUUGCAACGUUUGGGUACCACAAAAGACAUAGCAGACACGACUGUUUUCCUGUUUUCAGAUGCAGCCAGAUAUGUUACUGGCACUGUGCACAUCGUUGACGGUGGAAUGUGGCACCUGGGCACUCAUUUCGGGCGGGAGAUGUACCCUCAAAAUCUAUUAGUAGAGGAUAAUGCUAAAUUAUGA